This is a messenger RNA of Notolabrus celidotus (New Zealand spotty), 3487 nucleotides long. RefSeq names its product TSC22 domain family 2 (gene tsc22d2). The transcript is spliced from 3 exons. The coding region runs from base 785 to 2785 and encodes 666 amino acids. The record is from RefSeq and is a predicted model, not a curated record. NCBI's taxonomy places the organism in Eukaryota, Metazoa, Chordata, Actinopteri, Labriformes, Labridae. Gene Ontology annotation, biological process: regulation of transcription by RNA polymerase II.
AUGCACCGCGCUCUUGCCAUCUUGUCGAGUGGUUCGAAGAGCGGCAGGCAGCAGUUAGCUGUCUGUUAGCUUACUGUGGUAAAGUAGUGCUCUGUCAGCUAGCUUCAGCAGUUAGCUCUCUGUUAGCUUCCUGUGGUAAAGUAGUGAUCUGUCAGCUAGCUUCAGCAGUUAGCUCUCUGUUAGCUUCCUGUGGUAAAGUAGUGAUCUGUCAGCUAGCUUCAACAGUUAGCUCUCUGUUAGCUUACUGUGGUAAAGUAGUGAUCUGUCAGCUAGCUUCAGGAGCAGCUGCCCAAAGUGAGCUGUCCCCACGACGAGAGGAAAAACUUCACCCACUUCAGGACGUGUCCUCCGGAUCCCGCUGGAUUAUGUGUUCCCUCUGGAGACCUUCUGGAUUUGUUUACAUCAAGAUGUCGCACAUGUUGGUCCCGAGGCAGGGAGGACUAGCUACCAUCCGCUAACUCAGCUAGUCGGAGGGAAACACAUCCAGAGACCGGGCCCUCCUCAGACUAAAGUCCCGGGACCAGCUGCUGAACAAGAACUCUGACAAGGGCCUGUGAGGAACUCCGCUGCCGGGGCACCAGAGAGGCCGACCGGGGUCCAGAGAGGCCGGGUCAGUCUCGGAGGGUCUCCCCCCUGGCUGGGACUCUGUUCUCCGCCCAGAGAGAGGAAGAGGAGCGGUAUGGAGAUCUCCUGUGACGGUUCGGUUUUGUGUCAGUCCCCUCUGGUGUGAAAGACUUCAGGACAUCAGUCCAGGACUUUGCUUUCAUACAGACUCUCCGACAUCAUGUCCAAAAUGCCAGCGAAGAAGAAGAGCUGCUUUCAGAUCACCAGCGUCACGCAGGCUCAGGUCGCUGCCUGCAGCAUCACGGACGACACGGAGAGCCUGGACGACCCGGACGAGUCCCGGACCGAGGACGUGUCCUCAGAGAUCUUUGAUGUGUCUCGGGCAGACCUGGGGGGGUGUGAGAGGAGUUCAUCCGAGGAAACUUUGAACAUCGUGGAGCCUCAGGAGGGCCAGCAGGUCUCAGGUCCUGUAAACGGGGGCCCCUGUUAUAAAGGUGUCAGCACUGGUCGAGCUGCCCCUCAUACUUUAGGAAACGUGCCUGUACCAGCUCCAGCUCAGCCCGGGGCUCCCAGCUCAUCCUCCCCUGCUGCCCCGGUGAGCACCAGCUGUAGUUCCCGGUUUAGGGUCAUCAAACUGGACCACGGGUCCGGAGAGCCCUUCAGACGGGGCAGGUGGACCUGCACUGAGUUUUAUGAGAGAGAUUCUGAUUCAAGUAGAACUGUUGACAGCAUUAAGCCCACUGUGACCCCGGAUCACAGUAUAGACCGGGACAGUGGGCUGGGGGCCACGAGUAACUCUGUGAUCACGAGUAGUGCUUUUUCUGUCCACGCUUCAGAACCCACAGCAGACAGUGGGUACUCCACGGGGCACCACGCACACCCCCAUCCUCCAGAGUCCCUGCAGCAGGGUUACAGCCUGGCCUCUCAGAUAGGGAGCGGGGCAAGUGCCUUCAAGCCCACCGGGUUCACAACAACAGCAUCACAGCAACAGGCUCACGUUAAUGUUCAGCCCGUUGCUCCUCAGACCUUCCUCUCCAAUAACAUGAACGGUUUGCAUCAAGUCCCCCUACAGCAGAAGUCUCCCAUCAUGCCCUCACAGCAGUUUGCCUACUCCCCUCACCCCACCGGCCUCUCCGCUGGUCAGCCAGACUAUCAUCAGCAGCACUUUGGUUCAAGCACUCAGAACCUUCUCAUGUCGGCCCUCGCUGUGGGGCAUCCGACCAGCCAGGUACCCCUUAUUACCCCCGCUGGUCCAGGAUCCCAGGGGCUGGGUGGAGAGGCGGCCUCAGCCCAGGGUCUCCUGCUACAAGGAGGGAAUGCAGCAGCCAUGAACCCUGCUCUUUCAGGAAACGGGCCCCAGCAGCAUGUCAGCCAGACUCAGCCUUCAGGUGGGAUCGCCCCUGCACCGUCUGCCACCACCGCCCCCUCCCACAGUGUUGUUCAGAAUGCGCCCGCCACAGUGCCGAGUACUACCAACACCCCCCCAGGUGUGCCAAGUCCAGCUCUGAGCAUAGGAGGACUUGUCCAGCUCCAGGGGGCCCACGGAGGAGCUUCACCAGGCCUACUCUCUGGCUUCAACCACCAGCUAGAAGACGGCAGGCAGAAGUUUGACCCCCUAUUUCAGCCCGGUGCCAUCAUGCUGCCAGGGAAGGAUGGUCUAAGGCCUUUCAUCGGUGAGGGCCUCGGCUUGCCCUCUCCUGCUGUCAACAGCCUCUUUGGGAUCCACAUCACCAUGAACGUGGACGAGGACAGCGCGUCUGGAGCCAGCGUGGUCGCCAUCGAUAACAAGAUUGAGCAGGCCAUGGACUUGGUGAAGAGUCAUCUGAUGUAUGCGGUCCGUGAAGAGGUGGAGGUGUUGAAGGAGCACAUCAAAGAGCUGUACGAGAGGAACUCUCUGCUGGAGCGAGAGAACGCCGUGCUGAAGUCGCUCGCCAACACGGAUCAGCUCGGCCAGCUGUCCAAUCAGCUCGUCCAGGGCAGCAGCAGCAGCAGCAGCAGUAGCAGCAGCUCGUCGCCUCCACUUCAACAACAACAACAACAACUUCAGCAACAACAGCAACAACAGCAACAACAGCAGCAACAACAGCAGCAACAACAACAACAGCAGCAGCAGCAGCAGCAGCAGCUCGUCACAAACAACAACAACAACAACAUCACUCCCUCGGGUCACCAGGAGGGGAGUCAGAGCGUCCCCCCUCAGCCCAACAUCACCUCAGCGUGAUUCUCCCUCUCUCACCUGAACUCACGUACAGACACGCCCCCUCGGACACGCCCCCUCAGACAGGAACUUCCUGUUAGUAAAGACAACAACGCCCCUCAGCUCCAUCACGCCAAACGCCUCUGCGCUCUUUACGCUCCAUUUAAGGAAAAAUCAACAUCCCGGUUCGCCGCAGAGAGCCAUGCUUCAGUGUGUGCAUGCCGCCAUCACCGGGCCGAUAGAGACCGCCCCUGAAGGUCUUACUCUGCCCCUGUGGAUGGAAAGAGGAGGGGCGGAGGAGUCGGCGCACACCGUGAAGACUGCAUGCUGUUCUCGUGCGCGAGGGGGUCAAAGGGCAUGGGGAGCUCACUUUGUCGGGGCGGGGCAGAAGAGGGAGGUGCAAAGCCCAUGAGGUGUGGAGGGUCCUGUAAGAUCCAGCCAGGACCGUCCGUGUCCCCCCGACCCUGCAGGACUCUCUGCUACAGAGAGGGGGAGUGAGGGCGAGGAGGGGCGGAUGGGUCGCCCUCCCCGAGCGGGAGGAGGACGCCAGCGCAGCGAGUCCGGGGCUUCUUAUUGGCUGCAACAGAAGCUUGUUUGUUUCCUCCUCGCCGCCUCGCGUCGGCUCGUCAUCAGUUUUAGUAUUUGAGUUUAUUUAUUUCAGGGCUGCUACUCUCACCGUGUAAAUGAACCAUGUGAUGGAGAGAUCAUUAAAAACACAGAAACAAA